ACUGGUGUGGAAAAGAUGGCUGCUUCGGCGGCAACGGCGAGUUCUUCCCCCGGUUUGUGUCCAAAUUACGCCGUGAUUUGCUCGUUCCUGGAGAGGUACGGAGCGUUGUUGGACUUACCGGAGCUCACCUUUCCUCAGCUGGAGAGAUAUCUGCAGGACACAUCCUCAGUUCCAAAGCUGCUGGUCGAUCUUCAUGUCAAGUUGCUGAGGAAGAUUGGCAAGUCGGUGUCAGCAGACAGAUGGGAGAAAUAUCUUGUGAAGAUAUGUCAAGAGUUCAACACAACAUGGGCAUGGGAACUCGAACAGAAAGGAUACAAGGAGCUGCAGAUGGAGUGCAAGACGGGGAUACUUAAAUAUUUGUGCGAGUGUCAAUUUGAUGAAAAUGUGAAGUUCAAAACUGCAAUCAAUGAGGAGGACCCAGAUAAGAUGCGUCUGCAGCCAAUCGGCCGGGACAAAGACGGUCAGAUGUACUGGUUUCAACUGGACCAGGACGACAAUGUUCGCCUUUAUGUUGAGGAACAGGACGACUUGGACGGCUCGUCAUGGAAGUGCAUCGUCAGAGAUAGAAACGACUUGGCUGAGGUUUUGGCUCUGCUGAAGACACAAAUUGACCCUGCACUGUUAAAAAAAGAAGAGGAAACAAAACCUGAUGGUGAAGAGAGUAAAGACAAAGCAGAAGAAGGUGAAGUUAAAAAGACUGAGGACACGUCUGAUGAAGAGAACAAAGACUCCAACAAGGCUGUCGGUCCAGUCUCACCAAAGACAGAGAAUGAUGAAAAAGAAGCUCAGAAAGAUGACUUGAAAACAGAAACUUCAGAGGCCAAAUCAUCUCUGAAUGGCAUCAUUGAAGGCAAAGCUGAAGCGGAGCUCAAUUCAGAAAAGCCUGCAGUGGAUCUCAACAUCAGUACAAAAACCCAGAGCAUCAAAGAAGAGCCAGUGGAUGUGCCGGACAAUAAAACAAGCACAGCAACAAUUGAACCCGCCUCCGAGGCACCAUGCUUAUCAUUAAAGGCAGAAAAGGGAGAGGAGGCCAAGAAGAACAGCGCAGAGGAGAUUCAACAAGCUCUGAAGAACGACCAGCAGGCCAAGAUCCCUUUGAAAAAAAGAGGAAUGAAGUUUAGUGAAGACUUUGAAAAAAAUAGCAGCAUCAUAGUGCAAAACCCGUCUGUUUCUCAGGUCAAGGACGCUCCUAAAGCUGACUCGACGCCUGAGCAGACUAAGAAAGUGCAAAGCAUAAAUGAUCAUGUUAAUGGUGAAGUUCAGCCUGUGUCAGAGAAAGGCCUCCAGAGUCACUUGUGCGAGUCACUAAAAGACACCGUUGUCGAUAAAGAGCGGACGGAUGAAGCAGAUGCAGGUAAAGCUGUAGAAAAGAAAGAAAAAGACUCUCCAUCCACAGACAAGGAGGAUACAAAGGAUAAAAAGGGUGAAGCUUGCAGUGCAGAGGUCUCAGAGAGAGUGACAUCACAACAAGCAGACCCUGCCAAGAAAAAUCUAGAUAAGAAUGUAGAAAAGGAAACAGUGUCAAAAGAGGAAGGACAUGAGCCUCCAAAAGAACCGCCGCCUCUACCUAAAGAUGUUAGUAAGGCAUGUGAGAAGUCGUCUAAUCAUGAAGUGCAUGAUAAAGUAAAAGGAUCAAAACCAGCAACCACAAAAGACUCUUGUACCGCAGAGAAGACGUUAAAGAAAAAUGGUGAGUCGGAAAAAGUCACAUUCAAAGAAGCUGAAUCAAAAGAUUCGGAGGGAAAACCAGCCUGUGUAGAUACGACAGAAACCAAGACGUCAGAAAAUGUAACAGAAAGGAAGCAAACAGAAAUGAGUGAUGCUAAGGAAACUAAAGCAGAGAAUUCAGAUAAAUCGGCCCCGAAAGAAAAGCCAGGAGUCAUCAGAACGUCUUUGUGUGCAGACAAAGAUCCUGCAAAAAAAUCUGUUGACUCUGAAAAGGCUGUAUCAUCAUCUGUCAUUAAAAAGACAGACAUACUAAAAGACAGUGAUGAUAAAGAGACCCGAGAAGCCACACGGAAUCCUGAAGUCAGUAAAAAGACCGACAAACUAGUUAUCAGUGAGAAAUCAGAAGGAACAUCCAACACUGAAGAGAGCACAGAGUCGUCAGUGAUUAAAAAGCUGGACAAAUCAUGUAAACCUGCAGAGAAUCAGGAUAACAUUAAAGAUUCAGAGAUGAAGCCAGUGGAAACCAGUGCAGCCUCUGAGACUGACACAGGAAAGACAGAGAGGACGGAGAAGACUGAAGAUGCAAAGAAAACUGCUAACUGCGAGGACAGUACGAUGCUUGAUGUUUCCAAGAUAAGCAACUCCAUGCCCGAGCCCAUGGAGGUAGAAGCAGUGGCUGUUAAACCUGAUCUGACAAAACCACAAGAGGAUGACAAAACUGAGAUUAACUCGGUUGCAAGUAAGACGAUGGAGGAAGCAUCUGAAGGGAAAGAUAAACCACCCAGUGCUGUUGAGAAGACAAAUGUCUCUAAAGAAACAGAUAAAAAAGCUGAAAGACCAGACACAGAACGGGAAAAGGUGUCAGAAGAAAAGCCUAAAAGAAUUGAAGCAGAGCAUCCGUCAUCACAAAGUAAAAAGGAUGCCGAGAAGGAGACUAAAAAGGAUGCAGACAAGGAGACUAAAGAGGACACCGAGAACGAAAAUAAAAUGGACACAGGCAAGGUAACUAAAAAGGAUGCAAACACAGAAACUAAAAAGAACACAGACAAGGAAAGUAAAAAGGACACAAACACAGAAACUAAAAAGGACACAGACAAGGAAAGUAAAAAGGACACAAACACGGAAACUAAAAAGGACACGGACAAGGUAACUAAAAAGGACACAAACACAGAGACUAAAAAGGACACGGACAAGGUAACUAAAAAGGACACAAACACAGAGACUAAAAAGGACACGGACAAGACAACUAAGAAGGACACAAACACAGAAACUAAAAAGGACACUGACAAGGAUGAACCUAAAAAUGACAGUGAGAAAUCCUUGUGUCAAGACAAAGAAAAUAAAGAAGAUUCCACAAAAGAGAAACCCUCAAAAACUGCGGAGAAACAUGCUAAUAAAGAAAGCGAACCCUCAACCAAAAUGGACGAAUCUGGUCACCAGAAUGUGAGCAAAGAAACCGACAGCAAAUCCUCAACUGAAGCAGAGAAAGAGGACCACCCAAGCAAAGAGCCAGAUACUGAAAAGCCCGCUGAUGAGGAAAAUAAAAGCAAAAGUGAAGACGAGGAUUCUGCAUCAAAAAAAGAGGUGGCGAACGGCGAGGAAGCUCCAAGGUCCAAGGUUUCCCACAGGAAAAAACUCAGGGCCCCAGUCCACCGAAGGAAAGCUGAGCUCAUGAGAGAGGAGAGACAAGCAGAUUCUGAGUCCGAUUCGAACACAGGGAGAUCUCUUCGAAGAUCACCGAGGAUCUCCAGGCCAACACCAAAGGUGGUGGAGAUCCACGACAGGAAGCUGGAGAAGUCGCAGGCUGCUCCACCGCCUGAGAAGGGCAAGGAAGGCGAGGGGGAGAAAGAAAAAGACGAGGAUGAGGAGGAGGAGGACGAGGAGGUGAAAGCUGUUCAAAAGAAACCAAGAGAGAAGAAGGCUGAUCAGGAGGGCCAGCCUAAACCUAAGGGGAGAAAGAGACGGAGGGUUCGGUGGUCCAACACACGAACGCGCCGUAAAAAGAAAGGCUCAGAAGAUGACGACGACAACAGCGACGAGGAGUCCAGCGAUGACGACGACAGCGAGGAAGAGGACGACAGUGACGAAGACUACAAGGUUGAGCGAAGCAGAAAGAGGCGGAAUCGUAACCGAGAAAGGCGAAGCUCGGACUCCUCGACAUCCUCAGACGACGACCUACCUCCUAAUGACGACCCCUGCAAACAUUGUGGUCUUCCAAAUCACCCUGAGCUGAUCUUGCUGUGUGAUUCAUGUGACAGCGGGUACCACACAGCCUGUCUGAGGCCUCCCCUCAUGAUCAUCCCCGAUGGAGAAUGGUUCUGUCCACCCUGUCAACAUAAGCUGCUCUGUGACAAAUUAGAGGAACAGCUCCAAAAUCUCGACGCUGCUUUGAAAAAGAAGGAACGGGCCGUGAGAAGGAAAGAGCGUCUGAUUUAUGUUGGAAUCAGUGUUGAAAACAUCAUCGAACCCUCGGUGGAGGUAGAGGAAGAGAAGCCAGAGAUCAUCAUCAAAGAGAAGAAAGACACAAAGAGAAGUAAGAGCUGGGGUCGAAGGUCAACGAGGGCGAAGAAAUCCAUCAGCUACAGAUUUGAUGAAUUCGAUGAGGCGAUCGAGGAGGCAAUUGAGGAAGACAUCAAAGAAGCAGAGGGCGGAGGAGCUGGUCGGGGUAAAGACAUGGCCAACAUCACAGGCCACAGAGGAAAGGAUAUGUCAGCCAUCCUUCAAGCAGAGGAGGGCAAGGAGAACGGCCGUCCGCCACGACCCCCUGCCGGUCAGCGCAGGAAAAAACGCCGGCGACUCAAUGACCUGGACAGCGACAGCACCGUGGACGAGGAGGAAAGUGAGGAAGAGUUUCGCCUCAGUGAAAGCUCGGAAGAGGAGUUUGUCGUGUCAGAAAAUGACACGGAGGUUGAGUCGGAGGCGGACUCUAACAACAGUGACUUUGGCAGCAACAGCAGUGGAAGGCAUCGUACUAAAUCACGGUACAGGAAGCUGCCGACACGACGACGGAGCUCCAGAAAGAGGCGGAGACCGAGAGGGUACUCGGAUGAUGAGGAAGAUGAGACAGAUGAGGAAGAUGAUGAAGAUGAAAUAGUGACUGAAGGCUCCAGCGAGUACAGUGACAGUGAUCUGGAUAUGAGUCGACGGCGGUCUCGGCGGAGUCAGAAGAAGCAGGUGAACUACUGCGAGACGUCUGAGUCCGAAGGCUCUCAGGCAGAAACCAACCGAGCCAAAAUGAAACCCAGACGUCAGCAGGACAGUUCAGACACCGACGCGAGUUUCUCCAGAGACUCUGAGGAGGAGUCGAGGGAUCGGAGGGUGAAGAGAAGAGCUGACUCCUCAGAGGAAGAUUCCCGGCAGCGGCGCAGACGUCUCGCACUAAAACGCAGGAGAGCCUCUGAAGAAGACGACUCGGACGACGACUCCGACGAAUCGUCCGAGGAGGAUCGCCCCGUCCGUAAACGUGUGAACCGCAUAGACUCGGAUGACGACGAAGAUGAGGAGGAGGAGAAACCGAAGGAGAAGAAAGCAGCUGAAAAAACAGAUGAGGAGUCAAAGGGAACAAACCCAGUGGACUGCAAUCAGGUGGAGCUGCCACCCACCAACGGACAGAGCCCAAUAAAGAGCCUCGAAGGCCUCGUUGGUCGGCCCGCUGCCGCUGCUCCAGGCCUCACCCCACAUCUGGAGCCACCCAAAAACAUCAGUGCUACACCAGCCGCUGCCAUAGCACCGAACGGACUGGUUGGCCAGGAGAUGGCGGCGCAGGACGAAGACGAAGACGACCUGUUAGGAGUCACAGACCUAGUGGACUACGUCUGCAAUAACGAAGAUUUGUAAAAAAAAAAAAAAAAAAAAAAGGUGUACUGUUUCAUUUUUUUGUGGUAUUGUAUUUUUAUAUUGCUUAACUUUAUUAUUCCCUCCCCACCAACACUUCCUUGUUGUCCUUUUUACUUGUGUCAUUUGGACCUCGAGUCUCAGCAGUCUUUGCUACAAUACGAACUGAAUCCCCGUCACCAGUCUGAUGCUGUCCCUGUGGGAUUAUACGACAAACAAGGGCACCAAACCAUCAAUACUCAUUUGUCUGGUAUCAAUCAGCUCACCUGCAUCAUCCAGCUCCACUGCCAAACCACCUCCAUCCUCUAAAAACGUCUCACUCAUUUCACCUCUCAAGUUGUCCUGUUUUUUUAUUUUGCUACUUCCAAGAUUUCUGCAAAUUUUAGCUCCUGAUGGGAAAAUAAGCACUGAAAUUGAUGUGUAGGAAAUAGCUGUGUAUUUGACUGCUAAAAGACUGGGACAUUUAACAUUUUGUAAGAGUAAAAUAAGUCAUUCCAUAAGUGAUAUGAAGUUCUGGACAUCUGUUAAAAAUGAUCUUGGUUUUAGAUUUUAUCUCUUAAAGGAACAGUUUUUACAUUUUGGAGAAUAUGCGAUUUUUAUUUGCUUUCAGGCAGAUUUAAAUGAGGUUAUUGAUUCCACUUAGAUGUUUGUAUGGUAAAUAUGAUGCAAGUUAGCUUAGCUUGGCCCAAAGACUGAUUUAUUUUGGUAAGCUCUCUAUGUUUCUGUACUGAUCAGGAUCCCCAUCAGUUGUUACCACAGUAACAACUACUCUUUCCAGGGUCCAUAAGCUACAGGGGAUCCUUUUUCUACUGGUCAAUCAGAGACAGGCCGCUUGUCUGUCUGACUUGCUGUGCUGCCAUUCUGUGGACACCCAUUUCUGCCAGUGUGGUGAAACAAAAAAACAUCCUGUAGGUCAUUUAAAUGAAAAACUUUAUCAAGAUACUGACUUAGUAUCUCAACAAUAAUGACUUUUUUGUUUCUCACAAUAGACUCAGUUUCUCCAGUUAAUGAGAAAUGACCCCACUAACCCAUUAUUUUGAUAAAGUUUCUCAUUAUACUGAGUCACAGUGUCUUUUUUUCCAUUAAACCGGCUGAAAUGGGCCCCUAUACAAAAUCAAUCAUGAUUGGGCUGCAUUUAAAGUCUUUUUUUUUUUUUCUCGUCUUUACCAUGUGUGCCAACAGCUGCUAGCUAGAGCCGUAUAUUUAACCAACACAUAUGCACUGAGACAUGAGAGUGAUGUCAAACACCACAUCUGACUCUCCUGAAAGCAAAUAAGUGUAUUUCUCAAAGUGUUGAACUUUUGCUUUAAAUUACUCUGGCCUUUUUACAUAUAUAUAAUUUGUGAAAGCUUCAGAUGAGAGUAUUUAUUCUUGCUGAACAACCUUCUUAACUAAUUACUAAUCGACCAACCUUCAUUUGUCUGCCCACUCCUUGAACUUUUUGUUAAAUGAUAGAGUAGCUUUUGUAUAUUAUAUACAUAUAUAAUUAUUUUAACUAUGUGCGCUGCCAUUAAGUAUCAGUGGUGAACCCCCAGUUGUUGUUUUUUUUUGGGUACUGUGUUUGUUUGGGGAAACAAAAUCAGAAGUAAAACUCGUCCCUCCUAAUCAUGAGAUGUAGUCUAGUUUCCUGUUAUUACAUCUGUUACUUUUUUGUGAUUUUGUUUUUUAAUAAUGUUUUUUUUUUUUUUUUGUAUAUCUA
Molecule: messenger RNA, 7201 nt
Organism: Epinephelus fuscoguttatus (brown-marbled grouper)
Lineage: Eukaryota; Metazoa; Chordata; Actinopteri; Perciformes; Serranidae
Gene: rsf1b.1
Product: remodeling and spacing factor 1b, tandem duplicate 1
Exons: 16
Coding region: 16-5505 (1829 amino acids)
Biological process (GO): regulation of DNA-templated transcription
Cellular component (GO): RSF complex
Source: RefSeq, a predicted model, not a curated record